Messenger RNA from Gymnogyps californianus (California condor), 2034 nucleotides. RefSeq names its product Ras related GTP binding D (gene RRAGD). The coding region runs from base 73 to 1275 and encodes 400 amino acids. Gene Ontology annotation, biological process: cellular response to starvation; positive regulation of TOR signaling; regulation of autophagy. The record is from RefSeq and is a predicted model, not a curated record. Gene Ontology annotation, cellular component: lysosome; Gtr1-Gtr2 GTPase complex; nucleus. NCBI's taxonomy places the organism in Eukaryota, Metazoa, Chordata, Aves, Accipitriformes, Cathartidae. Gene Ontology annotation, molecular function: GTPase activity; GTP binding. The transcript is spliced from 7 exons.
CGCGGCGAGGCGCGCCCCCAGGCCGCCCGGAGGCAGAGGGGCCCUCGGAGCCCCGCCGGGAGCGCGGCCGGCAUGAGCCAGGUGCCGAGGAAGCUGCCGGAGGAGGAGGAGGGCGACGAGGAGGAGGAAGAGGAGGAGGAGAUCGUGGGCUUGGCGGGCUACGCCGACGGGGCCGAGUCCUUCUCGGACGGUGACGUGGAGAGCGGCGGCGAUGAGGCGUUUUUGGAUUUCAAUGAUCCCUUCAGUACUGAAGUUAAGCCAAGAAUCCUGCUCAUGGGACUGAGAAGAAGUGGGAAGUCUUCCAUUCAGAAAGUUGUCUUUCACAAAAUGUCGCCGAAUGAGACUCUCUUCUUGGAGAGCACAAACAAGAUCUGCAGAGAGGAUGUUUCCAACAGCUCCUUUGUCAACUUUCAGAUAUGGGAUUUUCCUGGGCAGAUUGACUUCUUUGACCCUACGUUUGACUAUGAGAUGAUUUUCAGAGGCACUGGAGCACUGAUAUUUGUUAUUGAUUCUCAGGAUGAUUAUAUGGAAGCAUUAGCUCGGCUGCAUCUCACUGUGACCAGAGCCUAUAAAGUGAAUCCAGAUAUCAACUUUGAAAUUUUUAUCCAUAAAGUGGAUGGUUUAUCUGAUGAUCACAAGAUUGAAACGCAAAGAGAUAUUCACCAGAGGGCAAAUGAUGACCUUGCAGAUGCUGGAUUGGAGAAGAUUCACCUCAGCUUUUAUCUGACAAGCAUAUAUGAUCAUUCUAUAUUUGAAGCGUUUAGCAAAGUGGUACAGAAACUGAUUCCACAGCUCCCAACACUGGAAAACCUGCUUAACAUCUUUAUUUCAAAUUCUGGGAUUGAAAAAGCAUUUUUAUUUGAUGUAGUCAGUAAGAUCUAUAUUGCAACGGACAGUACUCCAGUGGAUAUGCAAACUUAUGAGCUCUGCUGUGAUAUGAUAGAUGUUGUGAUUGACAUUUCUUGUAUAUAUGGGCUUAAAGAUGAUGGCACUGGAACUCCUUAUGACAAAGAAUCCAUGGCAAUCAUAAAACUGAACAAUACAACUGUCCUUUAUUUAAAAGAGGUGACAAAAUUCCUUGCUCUUGUUUGUUUUGUCAGAGAAGAAAGCUUUGAGAGAAAAGGAUUAAUAGACUACAAUUUCCAUUGUUUUCGAAAAGCCAUACAAGAAGUAUUUGAAGUAAGAAUGAAAGUAGUAAGAUCUCGAAAACAUCAAAGUCACAUGCAAAAAAAUAAAAGACCCACUCCCAAUGGGACACCAAGAAUGCCACUGUAACUGAGGUUUUCUGGCAAUGUGGCAAGCAAAGUUUUCGUGAAGUUGAUGUGACUUCUGCAUCUCAUUGCACUGAGUGAAGAGGAAGACAAAUGGGACUGAUGUAUUAUAUGAAUUUUCCCUGAACGUUCAGAAAGCACUGUUUAAAUAUUUUUAUCCAAUCAGUUUUUUUCAUAUAGUGAGCACUUUGAGCAAAAUGUUGUAUAUAUAAGCAUUGAGGUGAACACUUGUAAGAAUUUUCUUAAUAUAUGCUGUAAACCUUUUUCAUGCCAUAUUAAGAAAAACAGCUGUGACAGAAAUACUGGGUACAUAAUUUGCACUUUUUCAUGUUUUCCUUGUGGAGUUGGACUUUGAUAAACUUAGUUUUUAUGGUGAUUUUGAUGCAUGGUGUCAGGUAAAAUGUAUGCUGUAGUUUAUUUACCUGCUACAAUCAAAUUGGUUAGUAAACAAUUAAGAAAACUUGGUACAAUGCCUUUUAAAAUUCGUGACAGCUAAUACCUAGCAUUCAUACAGAUCUAAUUUCGUAUAUUUUUCGAUUUGUAAACUGAAGAAUAAUUUUGAAGUAUUACAGCAAUAAGCACCUGACCAGGGAUCAUAACUGGUAGGUAAAUAUUAGCUUUUAUAAAACAAGCUUUUGGCCAAAUUUCAUCUGGAGUUCUCCAUAACACUGGUCAUGCCCUCUGUUGGGUCUGUUUUUAUUAUUUACCUCAGCAUAUACCACUAAAAUACCUUUCUAUAAAGAUAAUUGUUUUGUAAAAUGGC